AUGUCGUCGGCGUCGCCGAAGCGCGGCUCCACAAUGGCCGGAGGGCCUGAGACAACUCCUCCCGCUCCUCACCUCCGCGCCGCCCUCCCCCGUCCUCUCGUCCGCCCUCUCGGGCGCGCUCCUCACCGCGCUCGACGUCGCGGACCCCGCCUCCGCGCCGCUCGCCCGCGCCUUCCUUGCCGCCGCGGCCGCCACCCCCCGCCGCUCCUCCCCGCCGACGCCGCGCUCGUCGCCCAGCGGCUGCUCCUCGAGUUCGCGGGCACCGACGAGGCGCCGCCCAAGGGCAAGGGGAAGGGAGAGGACGCAUGGCAGGUCCGUUCGAUCACGGAUUUUCUCAAGCUUCCAUUGGACCAAGGUGGUGGUGAAGGAAAGGCUCUGUACAUUGAUGAAGAGGGGACAUUCAGACCACAGAGGCUCCUCCAGAUAGCAGACAGGUUUGGAUUAGAUGGUGCUGAUGUAUUAGAGAAUGUGGCUUAUGCAAGAGCUUAUAAUACUGAUCGUCAGUCCAGACUUUUGCUGGAGGCAGCUUCCAUGAGGUUCAGUCAUUUUUUACAUCACUGGGAGCAUUGUCUCGUAAACAAUUUCAUGAUGGCUCAUAUGAAACGACUGAGCAGGCAAAUGCUAAAUGAUAACCACUCACUGAAUGAUAACCAAACACCAGUUUGGAGUUGCUGUGGUUAUCACCAAUCAAUUAGUGGCACAAGUGGAUGGGUCUGCGAUGUUUGCUGGGCCACAAGUGGAUUCCUUGUAUACUGAAUUUGAAUGUAUGUUUAUUUUUCAGACUAAUAGCAUGUAGCAAUUGAUUUCUAAUUUUUUAAAUCUACAUGUGCAAGUUUGCUCUCAUGAAUGUAGAGAGUGCCACAGCUCUAUACAGAACUGAUUUUUG
Molecule: messenger RNA, 886 nt
Organism: Lolium rigidum
Lineage: Eukaryota; Viridiplantae; Streptophyta; Magnoliopsida; Poales; Poaceae
Exons: 7
Coding region: 1-756 (251 amino acids)
Biological process (GO): mitotic recombination; chromosome organization involved in meiotic cell cycle; DNA strand invasion
Cellular component (GO): condensed nuclear chromosome
Molecular function (GO): single-stranded DNA binding; ATP-dependent activity, acting on DNA; DNA strand exchange activity
Source: RefSeq, a predicted model, not a curated record